AUGGACUUCCAGAAGCCGGGGGAACCAGCAGCAGCAGGAGCAGCAGGAGCAGCAGUAUUAGCAGUCGCAGCAGAACUAGCAGCAGCUGGAGGACUCAACAAGGGCAGCGGCCCCAGCAAGGAGCCCAUGCCUGUGCCAGCAGCAGGAGCAGGAGCAGCAGGAGCAGCAGGAGAGGCAGCCGACUCGUUGCUGCUGCAGCAGCUCAACCGCCCAGCCGCAGCAGCGCUGCUGCAGCCGAGGCGAGAAGGAGAUGACAAGAGAGGCAACACUGCGAACAAUUGA
This is a messenger RNA of Eimeria acervulina, 282 nucleotides long. RefSeq lists its product as hypothetical. NCBI's taxonomy places the organism in Eukaryota, Apicomplexa, Conoidasida, Eucoccidiorida, Eimeriidae. The coding region runs from base 1 to 282 and encodes 93 amino acids. The record is from RefSeq and is a predicted model, not a curated record. The transcript has a single exon.